This is a messenger RNA of Sparassis crispa, 1182 nucleotides long. Its product is annotated as Protein arginine N-methyltransferase 2. The record is from RefSeq and is a predicted model, not a curated record. Bases 1 to 1182 code for a protein of 393 amino acids. Gene Ontology annotation, biological process: peptidyl-arginine methylation. Gene Ontology annotation, cellular component: nucleus; cytoplasm. NCBI's taxonomy places the organism in Eukaryota, Fungi, Basidiomycota, Agaricomycetes, Polyporales, Sparassidaceae. Gene Ontology annotation, molecular function: protein binding; protein arginine N5-methyltransferase activity. The transcript has 9 exons.
AUGCGAUCACGUAAAUCCUGUCGAUUAAACAAACUUAUUUCCGUUGCGACGUCUACCAUCCAGUCGGUGAACGCGACGCGUCUUCAUCAGGACCGACAGGUUUCUUCGAGGUUGUCUGCCAACAUGGCUUCGACGGUUGCCGAAGACUCCGAUACUGACAUGGAAGUGGAAGAGCUAAUUGAUCUUGGGAACUCACUCAUCAAUGCAAUCCUAGAACGCUCCUCUCUCAGUAAAAUCAAGAGAAUCAUUGAUGCUGGUGCUCCGCUCUGGUUUCAAGACGAUGAAGGAAUGUCUGCUCUACACGCUGCAGCGUACGUGGAGAAUGAAGAUUUGGUCAGGUUUCUGAUUGGUGAAGGAGCGUUAUGGAACGCAGUGGAUAACCUUCACAAUACCGCAGGAGAUAUUGCAUUAUCCUUGAACAACGGUCCAUGCUACACUAUCAUCAGGGACGCCGGUAUCCGUUCAGAACUGCUCUUGUCGUUGUUGUCAUCACGCUCUCCAUCUACAGAUUCGUCGCUGUCUCAUGUCUUGAAGGCUACCGACGCAACCCCAGCUGGAUCCACCGAUGCCUUCCUGUCAUCUCGCCUACAGUUCACGAAGGACACACACGGCCAAGACAUCUGUCUACUAAAAGUCAACGAGCAAGAAGAAAUUGGUGUGAUGAUGGGUUGGGAGCGAGGAAUAAUGCAGGAAACGGUGCACAAGCUGUGCUCUGAUCAUGAAAAUCUGCCACGCGGCCUAAAAGUUCUUAAUGUCGGCUUCGGCCUUGGAAUUAUCGACUGCCUGUUUCAGGCCCUGCCGGUCCCGCCCUCAAUCCAUGUCAUCAUCGAACCCCAUCCAGAUGUCUUGCAGCACAUGAGAGAAUUGGGCUGGUAUAACAAGCCGGGCGUGACAAUCUUGGAAGACUACAAGGAGCUUCAUCGCUUCUUUGGGCAUGUACCUGAUCUACUAGCGGGUCCAGAGUCACGUUUUGGAUUCUUCAACGGACUCGGUGCUACGAAUGCCCUAUUUUACGACGUUUACACGCAUGUUUCCGAUCUUCAUCUGGCCGAUAUUGGUAUUGACGUCGCGUGCAGCGACGUAGAUGUCUUCCAAGGUCAUGAGAGUCGUUGGGGGAAAAGCAGGGAGUACUUCGCAAUGCGAUCGUAUCGUCUUCCCGUGGGCAAGAUGAGAACUAUGUAG